CCGAAGUGGAGUGGUGGCUGGACUCGACGUACUCGGCCUCCCCGACUCCACGCAAUCGAGUCCAGCUUGUCAUCUUCUCUCUAUCUCGCUCUCUAUCACCAUCUCCUCCGCACCGCAUUGUGAAUCACAGCCAUGAACAUCGACACCAUCCCCUUUGUCGCCGCCCCGCCGGCGCCCCGCGCCGGCCUCCCCAAUGCCCGCGACAUGUCCCACCACCUGAACAGCAUCACCAAGAGACGCCAGGCCAACAAGCUCAAGGAGCUGUACAAGUACGCGGCGCUUCCAGGAAUGGUGCCGAUGGCCGGAGGGGUGCCUUCCCCGACGAUAUUCCCCUUCGAAACGCUCAGCGCCGACAUCCUGCCCUACAACCAUUUGCCGCUGGACCCGCCGCGCGUGCCGAAGAAGCAGGGGCUGCUCGAGUGGCUAUUCUCUUCAUCGGCGCCCACGACUGAGAAGAUAAGCAUUCCAAAGUACGCUGCCGACCCGAAGGACCCGAUGGCGAUCCAGCUGUCCACCUCGCUCCAGUAUGCUGCGGCGACGGGCCCGCCCGCCUUUCCCAUCUGGUUGCGCAAAUACGUCGAGACUGUCUUCAAGCCGGCCUUUGCCGACUGGGACGUCCUCCUCGACGUAGGCGCGACCGACGCCAUGACAAAAGUCUGCAACAUGCUGCUCGUGGAGGGCGACAGCGUGAUGGUCGAAGAAUGGACAUACCCUGGCGCAAUGAACGCGUACCUCCCGUACGACGUGAAUGUUGUUGGCCUGCCAAUGGACAACGAAGGCAUCAUCCCCGCGGACAUGGACAAGGUCCUGUCAUCGUGGAAUGAGGAGAAGCAAGGUCCUCGCCCACGCCUCCUGUACACUGUGCCCACGGGCCAGAACCCGACGGGCGCGACCAUGCUCGCGGAGCGCCGCAAGGCCGUGUACGACAUUUGCAGCAAGUACGACGUCGUGAUCGUCGAAGACGAGCCGUACUACUGCCUUUUCAUGGACGCGUACGUCCCGCGCGAUGCCAAGUUGUCUCCGAUGGACAAGGCGCAGCGUGACGCCGAGAAGCUGGAGGGCAAGAAGGGCAACGAGGCGUUCCUCAAGUCCCUCCCGCCCAGCUUCUUGCACUUUGACACGGACGGACGUGUGAUCCGGUUCGACACAUUCAGCAAGACGUCGUGCCCCGGCUCGCGGCUGGGAUGGAUCACGUCGUCGCCCAUCUUUAUCGAGCGCCUCACGCGCAUCGCCGAGUGCGGGACGCAAGCGCCGUCGGGCUUCGCGACGGCGCUCACGCUUACGAUGCUCAACCACUGGGGGUGGGACGGGUACGUGCGCUGGCUGCGCGGCAUCAAAGCGAACUACCGUAUGAAGCGCGACUGGAUGCUGGACGCACUCGCCGACUCGUUCCACCUCGAGUCGGACGGGUCGUCCAUCAACCCCCUCGUCCUCUCCACGCCCCUCGGGCGGGGCUACACGGCCUAUGCGCGCCCCGACCCCGCGUCCCCCGAACGGCGGUGGGACGAGAAGCGCGGCGUGCAGAGCGCGCAUGGCGCCCCGCUCAUCAGCUUCAUCCCCCCGUCCGCCGGCAUGUUCAUCUUCCUCGGCGUCCACCUCAACACGCAUCCCGAGUACCGCGGCCCCGACGAUACGCGGACGCUCAUGGACAAGCUGUGGCGCACACUCGCGAAGCACCACGUGCUCUUCGCGCCCGGGUGGGCGUUCGACGCCAACGGGCCACACAACAUUGGCGGCGACGGGGUGGGGUACUUCCGCCUCUCGUUCAGCAUCGUGACGUACGAGCAGACGCGCGAGUCGAUGGAGGUGUUUGCCAAGGUGCUGAAGCAGUUCCUGCGGGCGUAGGUGUCGGAAGCAGUGAAAUACGAUAUAUGCAUGAUCUAGAUUUGG
This is a messenger RNA of Cutaneotrichosporon oleaginosum, 1890 nucleotides long. RefSeq lists its product as uncharacterized. The record is from RefSeq and is a predicted model, not a curated record. Gene Ontology annotation, biological process: biosynthetic process. Gene Ontology annotation, molecular function: pyridoxal phosphate binding; transaminase activity. Lineage: Eukaryota; Fungi; Basidiomycota; Tremellomycetes; Trichosporonales; Trichosporonaceae.